This is a messenger RNA of Myotis davidii, 729 nucleotides long. RefSeq names its product ankyrin repeat domain 60 (gene ANKRD60). Lineage: Eukaryota; Metazoa; Chordata; Mammalia; Chiroptera; Vespertilionidae. The record is from RefSeq and is a predicted model, not a curated record. The transcript is spliced from 6 exons. Gene Ontology annotation, molecular function: protein binding. Bases 1 to 729 code for a protein of 242 amino acids.
AUGACCCUGAGCCACAGCGGGGACCCGCAGGCCGUGAACAUGGCACUGGACUUGGCCCCAGACGUCUUUGUCAUGCGGGUGCUGCUGGAGGAGACCGGGGAGAUGUUCACAGUGACAGACUGCCAUGGCGACAUGACGGUGCAGGAGCUCAAGGAGCAGCUGGACCUGACAGCCGGCAUCCCCUUGAACCUGCAGCUGCUCCAGUACCUGGACCAAGGAAUUUUGAUGGAUGACACUACCCUGAGGUUUCACGAUGUCGUCCCCGGCGGCAUUAUUUCAUUACAUGUCUGGCGUUAUGAUGGAUGGACGGACCUGGUUCAGGCGGCUGCGGAAGGGGACACCAGUAAGCUCUCUUGCCUUGGAGUGAGUGAGGACUCUCCGUACCGAACCCCAACGUUGCACUACCUGGGAGAGAAGCAGCGGAAGAAGUGGAUAGCUCAGAGGGCCUUCGUGGCCUUGUACGUCGCCUCGCACAGAGGCCACGUGGAAGCGGUGCAGUAUCUUCUAGAAAAAGGAGCCAGCUGUCUCAGCCGCUCCCCCAUGGGCAGGACACCCCUGCACGUGGCUGCGUUCAUGGGCCAUUCGGAAUGUAUAGGCCUCCUGCUUCAACACGGGGCCCCCAUCUACGCCAAAGAUGCCAAGGGGGUGACCCCCAAGGACAUCGAUGAGCAGCAAAUGUUCCUGUCCACCCAGCUGCCCAAGCCAGGGGCGAAGGGCCCGAAGGCCUGA